This is a messenger RNA of Aspergillus candidus, 564 nucleotides long. RefSeq lists its product as uncharacterized. The record is from RefSeq and is a predicted model, not a curated record. Bases 1 to 564 code for a protein of 187 amino acids. The transcript is spliced from 2 exons. NCBI's taxonomy places the organism in Eukaryota, Fungi, Ascomycota, Eurotiomycetes, Eurotiales, Aspergillaceae.
AUGAAGCUCAGCAGCCCCAUCACGGUCGCCAGCAUCGUCUGUAGCGCGAUGGUUCCCGCUGUGUCCGCGCAGCUGGGCACCUCCUGCCUCGCGACCGUCUCCGCGUUGAGCGAGCUGCCCGGCCGUUUUAUCCACCACGUGCAACGUGAAUCCUGCGCCGCUGGCUGCCAGCCCACUCCGCAAACGUGGAACCACGCCGUCAGGGAACAUAUCAUCGGCGAAUUGGUGGAAGAUGGCGCGAACUACUGCGAUGCCCACGACACCAAAGAGGCCUUCACUGCCUUUUUGGACAAGCUGGUGUUCGACACUGUCGAGAAGUGCCAGCACAAGCUCCAGGGCAAGCACUUGUGCCAUGACCGUGAAGCCGUGCAGCCUUUCGUCGACUGUGUCAACAGCCACGCGCGGUCAGCGGUCGCCGGCUCUCUCCCCAGCCUUGCCCGCUUCAUGGAUGAGGAGCGAUGCAAGAAAGCCACCGAGUAUUUCACCGGUGAUCAACUGUGGGAGAGGGAUUUCCCCGAGCAUAUCAAGGAAAUUCUCAGAUACCAAAGUAUAAACCACAUAUAA